AUGGCAUCAAAAUCUGUCUUAAUUGCAUUGGCUAUGGUUGCCACAAUCUUUGCUCCAACAAUGGCUGCGGACUUUGUGGUUGGAGAUGAUAAAGGAUGGACUCUCAACUUUGAUUAUCAGAAGUGGGCUGAAGGGAAAGAGUUUCACGUUGGCGAUAAAUUGGUAUUCAACUAUACACUGGGAAAACACAAUGUGGUAAAAGUAAAUGGAACGGAAUUCCAACAGUGCUCAGCGCCACUGACAAGUCUGCCUCUGAUAAGCGGAAACGACUUGAUCCAACUCAAGACUCCCGGAAAGAAAUGGUACAUUUGCAGUGUCGGCAGCCACUGCGAAUCUGGGCCGAUGAAACUAGCCAUUAACGUGUUGCCGGAAGUAUAUUCCCCAAGUCCCGCUCCGCAACCCGGAGCCGCCUACGGAAUAACUGCUCCCUCAUUGAUGAUGGCUGCACUCGUUUCCUUGGUCGUCUUGAUCGUGACCUAA
Messenger RNA from Oldenlandia corymbosa var. corymbosa, 480 nucleotides. The record is from the annotation of a GenBank genome assembly. Lineage: Eukaryota; Viridiplantae; Streptophyta; Magnoliopsida; Gentianales; Rubiaceae.